AUGGGAGGCGCUAUUAGAAAGGGCAGAAGAUCCGUCUUUAAAGAAGUCGGCUUGGAACACGAUUUGGAUUGUCCCACUUCUGCAUCAGCGCCUUCGCUGUUGGUUAGCGAGCACCUUGAUACCCAGGACAACGAAAAGAAGCAACCGUUUGAACAAGACAGCAAUCAGAGUCAGGACAGCAACUACCAGCGCCCACGACAGUUAUCAUUAUCAUCGCCCUCAACUUGGUACGCUAAACUAUCAAAUCCCAAAGGCCGACCAAGAAUCAAGAGCACUUCGGGUACAGCCCCAAGCAUUUCAGGCCUACAGCGCUUCACCAUGUUGGCAGUUCUCAUUGCCAUUGUUCUUCCCGCCUUCAGCUGGAGGAAUGGUCAAUCAUUCUCCGACAUUAAUGGCGCCAGUGCCGGUGUCAUCAACAAACGCGAGACCAGUCCUACUGAAGUAUGCGCCCGGUGGGGUCUUCAAGCUGCUCAGCUAAACGGGACGCUCUACUUGUACGGCGGUCGCUCUAGAUCAAAGGCCGAUCAAACUGACGAUACAUGGAACAAUAACUUUCUAACAUUGGACCUCACCAAGGAUUGGGACAUUGACUCGCCUGCUCUUAAGGGCCUUGAGAAACCGGACGGCCCCCCGGACGUUUCUAUGGGCUACCUUUGGCACGACUACAACAACCUUUAUCUAUACGGAGGUCAAUUCUCCGAUGCACCCUACGUCGACCCUUCGCCCGAGUCUGUCUGGCGUUAUUCCAUAAAAGACGAGGAAUGGACUGAGUUUAAGAAUCCUAAAACGUCGCCUGGUAACGAACCCGAACCAGGCAAUCGGCCAGUUCAUCGCGCUGCUGAGGGAGCUGGCAUCUCUGUACCAGAGCUCGGUCUUAGCUGGUACUUUGGCGGCCAUCUCGAUUGGGCCACUACUCCGGACUGGUCUCGUAGCGUCGAGCGUGUAUAUCUCAAAAGCCUUCUUGAGUUUACGCACCCUGGUUAUGUCAACACUGGCAUCGAUAGUCUCUCCGAUGGUACGGGUGCAGGUGAAAGCGGAGCUUAUCGCAACAUCACCGAGGCAGGCAUUCAGAGUGGUAACUUUACUGAAAGGGCAGACGGUGUUCUCGUCUUCGUGCCUGGAUGGGGAGAGCAGGGUGUGUUAAUCGGCCUUGCUGGAGGCACCAACAAUAGCUUUACUGAGGACCUCGGUGUACUGAACGUCUACGAUAUCGCCAACUCGGAAUGGUUCCAUCAAAAGACGUCAGGAGAUACACCAGGCGUUCGUGUCAACCCUUGUGCCGUCAUCGCCAGCGCGCCCGACGCAUCAAGUUUCCAAAUUUACUUGUUUGGUGGACAGGAUCUGCCUUUUGGAAACCAAACGCAGUAUGAUGACAUGUAUAUCCUUACCAUCCCAUCCUUCACAUGGAUCAAAGUCGACCAAAACGACGAUAACAGACCAGCCCCACGUGCCGGCCACUCCUGUGCCAUGUACGACGGUCAAAUUGUCGUCGUUGGCGGAGUAGGCGAGGAUAUCAAAUGCGAUCCAGGCAUGUACGUAUUCGAUGCCACUUCGCUCAAGUGGAAAGAUAAAUUCACGGCGGGUGAUCACGAUUCAGACCAUUAUCCUGACAACUUUGUUCUCGCUGGAUCGCAUGGAUACGAGGUCCCCGACGCUGUACGCGAGGUUGUGGGUGGAGACAAAGACGGUAGCGCUACGGUGACAACCCCCGCUGCGGGGCCGGCUACCGGAGGUCCGUUCCUGACGGGCAAGCCUCCGGUUUUUACUGUCACGUCCGCACCCACAGCAACAGUCAGCUCGUCUUCUAACAACAGUGAUGACGAUGAAGGUACUGUUAAUGGAGGUCUUGUCGCUGCAGGUGUGAUCGCCGGUGUCUUUGGCGCUCUGGCUUGCUACCUUGGUUUCUGUGCCUGGCUCUACCGCCGUCAGGUCAACGCAUACAGAACGCAUCUGGCAGUUCAAAAUCGCUACCCCGCCUCGCACUCGAUGCUCAAUCCCUCGGGCCCCAACCGCGGAUAUUCCCAGCGCAGCCUCUUCGGUUGGGUCGGCUCCAAUCGUAACCAAGAGUACACUUCAGAGCCCAAGUGGCGUCCUGAAGACGAAGACGAUACUACGCCCGGAGCGCCUGGCUCUAGCAACGGGUCUGGAGGUCCCAAGCGCAGCGAAGAGACCAGACCCGGAACGAGCAAUAGCAGAGGCUCAACCGAAGGGCUACUCGAAGGUGAAGAACCGAGCUUCUUCAGUGUUGUCAUGGGCCCACGCCGAGCGUUGCGGGUUGUCAAUAACGCGGAAUAG
This is a messenger RNA of Fusarium coffeatum, 2295 nucleotides long. RefSeq lists its product as uncharacterized. Gene Ontology annotation, molecular function: protein binding. The transcript has 2 exons. The record is from RefSeq and is a predicted model, not a curated record. Lineage: Eukaryota; Fungi; Ascomycota; Sordariomycetes; Hypocreales; Nectriaceae. The coding region runs from base 1 to 2295 and encodes 764 amino acids.